Vanderwaltozyma polyspora DSM 70294 is the source of this 996-nucleotide messenger RNA. It is a transcript of the gene CBP3, whose product is annotated as Cbp3p. NCBI's taxonomy places the organism in Eukaryota, Fungi, Ascomycota, Saccharomycetes, Saccharomycetales, Saccharomycetaceae. The record is from RefSeq and is a predicted model, not a curated record. Bases 1 to 996 code for a protein of 331 amino acids. Gene Ontology annotation, biological process: mitochondrial respiratory chain complex III assembly. Gene Ontology annotation, cellular component: mitochondrion. The transcript has a single exon.
AUGCUUAAAACUACCAUUUGCCGUGAUGCUUUGUCAGUUUUGAGACCUUAUGCCAUAUCGAAUAGGGCAUUUUUGCACCAGUCAUCAAUUAGGUUUAACAAGAAUACUGAAGCUGAACAAACUCCUGAAGAAUUAGUGAAAAAUUCUCAUUUGAAGCCGUCGAAUAAUUCCAAAAGUUUAGGCAAAUUUCCGGAUUCUCCAAAGAAUGAUUUAUUGAGUUCUUCUAAAUAUGAAGCCACUGAUUACCAAUUACCAAAAUGGAAGGAAGCGUUGGGUGAAGUAUUGAUCAAGUCAUUUCGUUUGGAUAUGGAUAGAAUUAGAGCAGGUGCUGUGGCAGGUUCAUAUUAUUAUUCUCUAUGUAGAAAUCAAGGUUUACAAUUCGAAAAUGAACCAUUAUCUGAAAGUGCAAAAUUCUUUUAUGAAGACUUGAAACUACCUCGUUCUUUCUCUCAAUGGUUCCAAAUUACCAUACUUCAUGAGUGGAUAUUGUUCACACGUAUGCGUGCAAUGCCGUUUAAAUACGGUAGGAAUUAUCAACAAAAAUUGGUUGACAGAACUUUCUCAGACAUAGAAAUGAGAUUAUUUGAAGAAUUAAAUGUUUCAUCAGGUAGAAUUGCAGAUCAGUACUUGAAGGACUUCAAUUCUCAACUUCGUGGUGCUGUUUUUGCUUACGAUGAAGGGUUCUACACAGAUGAUGCGACUUUAGCCACUGCGGUAUGGAGAAAUCUUUUCGGUGGUCGUUCAAAUGUUGAUUUUGUUCAUUUGGAAGCAGUAGUUAGAUACAUUCGUUCACAAGUGUACGUGUUGAGCAGGAUGUCUGAUAGAGAAUUUGCAACUGGUAAAUUUAAAUUUGUUCCACCUAAUGAAACAGUUGAAAUUUUGACACCUCAACAAGAAGAAGAAAUGAAAACGAAAGUAAUUGAGAAAUACGAAGCUUUAGACAAAGAUUCUGAUUUACUUCCAAGUGAAAGAAGUAAAUUAUCUUACAGAAAUUAA